CAGUCCGUGUGACUGUUUACACAGGUAUCUCCCAGAAAACCUGUCUGAUCAGUGCCUGCUCUGGCUAAGGCAUGAGUGAAGUCAGUCCACAGAGAGGGAAGGGGGACACGGUAACAGACCCUGACAGAAUGACCUGGUAGAUAUUCAAUGCGGGUGAUUAGAUGGACCUGGGAUUCUAAUGUGGCCUCUGACGAUCUGGAGCACCCACACGACCAUUCUUCUCCUUGCUGUGCUGUUCACUGGCUUGUGCUGCUUAACACAAGCAAUUACAAUAACAGCUCCAGAAUACAGUCUCAUCAAGUCGGUGCAGGAGGAUGUGCUCUUUUCUGUGGGGAUUGCAUGCCAUGGAACACCCACAAUCCAGUGGACAUUCAUGUCUUCAAGGAGCAGGCGGGACAUUGCAGUCUGGCAGCCGGGUGUGUUCAGAAACAUAUCAGAGUAUUAUGAGGACAGGCUGCAAACACAUAACAAUGGAUCAAUAACACUUUUGGACCUACGUCUGUCGGACUCUGGUGUCUAUGUACUGGCAGUGACUGAACCCACUGGAAACAGCAAAGGCUCAACCAUCAUAUUGAAGGUCACAGAGGUCCUCUAUGAGGACUUGCAGUAUUUAGGUGUCUUUGUCACUGUCCUUGGGGGCAUGGCUGGGUUCCUAAUGCUAUCCAUGUGGCUUCUGGACAAAGUUUACAGACGAGUUAAAACAUGGAGGAGAAUGAGAAAACUGCCAGAACAGGAUGAGACAGAGUUGCAGCCGCUCUGAACAGAGAACAUUAAAGCCAGAAGUCAAAUCCUAGCUACUGUAUGAAAGAACAUCAGUGAAUUGCAUGGAAUAAAGGAUCUACAAGAUACCAGGGCCUCGGGUGCUUGGAACUCACCCAUCCCAUUCAUAACAAGUUACUUCACACAACACAAAAUCUGCCUCAUGCCCACUUUAGCUGGACUCAUCUAACCUGCCAUUAGUGUUCAAAGAAACUUCUACUGAUGGCCCUCUUGGUCUAACACGCUUGGCACAGACAAACAAGUUGAUGCAAGAACAAUCCAGCUGAGGACUGACAAGAGACUCGUGGUCAGACCUGCACUGCACCUGAUCUGUACAGGACUUAAGUAGGGCUGGUAUAGUGGGGGAAGGGGAUGCGAUUUCCUUAGGCACAUAUGCUGGGAACACCAGCAUAUACUGACUAAAACAAUAUUCACUUCGGCCACAUUCCAAGGGACUGCCGUGGCUGGAAAAUUACUGAAAAGGGAAGAUCUUUGAAAUGUGUGGGAAAGAAGUUAAAGGAAGUUGACACUGUAUGUAUAUUAUGUACAGAUUUUCUUGUUGAUAUUGUGACGUGCAUCCUGUUUAAAUGUCUAAAGAAAAUACCUCCAUUAACCUUAUGAAGAAGCACAGUUGGAAAAGUACAACUGACAUUGUAAGCUGUUAGUAAAACCAAUUAAAGUUAUAUUUU
Anguilla anguilla (European eel) is the source of this 1448-nucleotide messenger RNA. Its product is annotated as V-set and transmembrane domain-containing protein 5. The transcript is spliced from 4 exons. The record is from RefSeq and is a predicted model, not a curated record. Gene Ontology annotation, cellular component: dendrite; axon; plasma membrane. Bases 179 to 760 code for a protein of 193 amino acids. Lineage: Eukaryota; Metazoa; Chordata; Actinopteri; Anguilliformes; Anguillidae. Gene Ontology annotation, biological process: filopodium assembly; positive regulation of excitatory synapse assembly.